AUGUUGCGAUCCCGACUAAUUCUCGUGCACCUGCUCGUGCAAGCCAGCAAUCGAGCAGGCCGAGGGACAAGGGGAAGAAGUCCGCCAAAGCAUGUAGUGUCGGUUGGCAAUCUAGCCAGACUUCUGAAUAUACGACUAGAUCCCUUACGUCGGAAGAUGAUCAAAGUCGGCAUGGACGCCGAAGCAUCCCAUGAUCAUUUACUUACUGCAGAGUAUGCGUCUCUUUUGGCCCUCGAGUUCAACCGAAAUCCAGUGGUCAAUGAUGAGGCGGCUUUCGACAUUUUUCCUCCUCCCGCACAUUCAGAUUCCUCUACUCUUCCUCUCCGGCCCCCUGUGGUCACAAUCAUGGGGCAUGUCGAUCAUGGUAAGACGACUUUGCUAGACACACUGCGAUCGACCUCCGUUGCAAAAGGAGAAGCCGGUGGUAUCACUCAACACAUCGGUGCCUUCUCUGUACCUGUUCAGACUAAUGGGAGCGAUGGUAGCCAACCGACGAUUACUUUCUUGGACACCCCAGGCCAUGCAGCCUUCUCCGCUAUGCGCGCACGGGGUGCCGGCGUGACUGACAUCGUUGUACUCGUCGUGGCGGCUGACGAUGGCAUCAUGCCGCAGACACGCGAGGUCAUCGAGCUUGUGCAGAAAGAGAAGGUGGGCCUGGUGGUUGCGAUCAACAAGAUCGACAAGCCUGGAGUGGAUGUUAGCAAAGUUGAGCACGCUCUCCUCGCCGAAGGCGUACAGCUGGAGACCUUUGGCGGGGAUAUACCCGUCGUCCACGUCUCGGGGAUGACUGGCCAAGGCCUUGAGCAGCUUAUAGAGACCAUUUCUGCUGUGGCGGAGAUGCAGGACUUGCGUGCAGAACGUGAGGGUAAGAUUCAAGGAUACGUCCUCGAAUCAAGGGUUCAAAAAGGCCUUGGGGCCGUCGCGACUGUCCUAAUCCUUCGCGGGUGCCUCAAGUCGUCCGACCACAUCAUCUCUGGCAUGAGUCAUGCCAAGGUGCGUGUGCUCGCCGACUCGAAUGGCAAGACGGUCAAAGCUGCGUAUCCUGGCAUGGCAGUAACCGUCUCGGGUUGGAAGGAGCUGCCAAAAGCAGGCGAUGAAGUACUCCAGGGCACAGAGUCGGAGGUCAAGAAGGCGCUCGCGAAUCGCACCCGCAAAGCGGAGAUGGAGGCCACACUCGGAGACAUGGACGCCCUCAACCAGCAGCGUCGCAAUGAGCGGGAGCUGCGGGAAAAGGAGGCGGAUGCAGCCGCGGCGGACGAAGAGUUGGAAGAGACCAGCGACAAGUCAGAGCCUGACAUCAAGGAGCUUAAACUUGUGAUCAAGGCCGAUGUCAGCGGGACCGUCGAAGCUGUCGCCGGCGCUCUUCAGGGUAUUGGCAAUAACCUCGCCAGGGUUAGGAUCGUGGCCACCGGUGUCGGCGAUGUCACUGAGUCGGAUGUUAUGAGGGCGAAAGCAAUAGGAGGAAUGGUUGUUGGAUUCUCUGUGGUCAUACCUCGUCCCGUUCAGACAACUGCCGCAUCUCAACAGGUCACCCUGCUGAGCUCGUCUAUUAUCUACCGUUUGAUGGAUGAAGUCAAGGAACGUGUUAUCGAUCUUCUCCCUCCCGUUAUUGAAAAGCGGGUCUCAGGGGAGGCCACCGUCCUUCAACUGUUCGACAUUCACCUCAAGGGCAAGCAGACGAAGAAGGUUGCUGGCUGCCGUGUCACUAACGGUGUGGUUGACAAGAACAAGCUCGCUCGUGUGGUUCGUGACGGUACUACCAUUCACGAAGGACGCCUCGAGACUCUCAAGCAACUAAAGAAAGACGUCACGGAGGUGUCCAAGGGCGUUGAGUGUGGUAUGGGCUUCGAGCACUUCCAGGGUCUCCGCGAAGGCGACAUGAUACAGAUAUACCAGGAAGUAGAAUCGCGAGCCAGCUUGUGA
Postia placenta MAD-698-R-SB12 is the source of this 1923-nucleotide messenger RNA. RefSeq lists its product as hypothetical. Gene Ontology annotation, molecular function: GTP binding; GTPase activity; translation initiation factor activity. NCBI's taxonomy places the organism in Eukaryota, Fungi, Basidiomycota, Agaricomycetes, Polyporales, Adustoporiaceae. The record is from RefSeq and is a predicted model, not a curated record. The transcript has 9 exons. Bases 1 to 1923 code for a protein of 640 amino acids. Gene Ontology annotation, biological process: translational initiation.